Salvia miltiorrhiza (redroot sage) is the source of this 3465-nucleotide messenger RNA. RefSeq names its product ubiquitin carboxyl-terminal hydrolase 8-like. Gene Ontology annotation, molecular function: cysteine-type deubiquitinase activity. The coding region runs from base 96 to 2900 and encodes 934 amino acids. Gene Ontology annotation, biological process: protein deubiquitination. The record is from RefSeq and is a predicted model, not a curated record. Lineage: Eukaryota; Viridiplantae; Streptophyta; Magnoliopsida; Lamiales; Lamiaceae. The transcript is spliced from 14 exons.
AUCUAUUCGUCGAUUUUAUGACUUUUCCUUCCUUAACUCUCCCUCUCUCUAUUUUUGUUUGGUUUUCAAUUUUCAAUUUGGUUUGUAGAUGCUAGAUGAGCCGUUGCCUGAAGCGACUCACCAUUACUGCUGCUGUUAACAAAGCCCUUGAAUUUCGAUUCGGAUUCCAAUUUCCACCCCUUUUCCAACUGUUCAACCAAUCAGCGACCUUGAUUUUUUCUCUCCUCCGCCGUUCUCUCUCUAAAUCCAUAAACCUCAUGGACUCAUUUUUCUUCAACAACGACGACGAUGACCUUUUCUCAAACACUUUCGAUCAAUCAUUUUUGCCGCCUUCAUUUGCCGACCCCGGCGAAUCGCUCUACUUGGUCUCCUUCAGGUGGUGGAAGGAGGCGGCGUGCGGCGGCGCCGUGGCGGAUGAGACGACCGGAGUUUGCGGCGUUUUGUAUAAUGCGACUGUGCAAUUGAAUGGUCAUGCUCCUGACGAGAGCAUUGGGGGUUUUGGGGAUUCGGAGAUUUUGGUGGGUUUGAGGAGAGAAGAGGAGGUCGGCAUUAGUGGCGAAGAAGGCAACUAUAGCGGUGAGGGGGAUUUGGCGUUGGUGUCUGAGUGGAUGUUCUGUACUGCUCUUAAAUGGCAUUAUGAUAAGAAGGGUAUGGAAAAUUCAUUACCUGGCGAAGAUAGUGGACAUGACUUAUUCUCUUUGCAGAUCAGACUUAUGUAUGUGAGAGAAACAAGACAUUUGGUCAUAAAGAUUAGCAAAAAGGAUAAUGGACAUGGAGCUUUCAGCAAAGCAUACAGUAUUUUUACCAAGUUGGGCAUGUUGCAAGUAUGGGAUUUCUCAAGACAAACAAGCCAGUUUUUUCUCAAUGACAGCCUGUCAUCUGUGGAUUUGGCUCGACCACAGGGGGAGAUUCUCUUAGAGUUGCACAUUUAUGGCUUGCCUUGUAGCAUCAAUGAGAAGGAAAGCAGUGAUGAGAACGUGGUAGCGAAGCAGCCUAGAAUGAAUGGUCCUUGUUCGAGUUCUGAAUUUACAGUGAAUGGCAUUGUGGAUAAAGUGAACUUGUUUUCUAGAGUUCCUCUAUCUGAUGCAGCUUGUAGUGCCGUUAAUAGGACUGGUUCUUUGGGCUUGACUGGACUGUACAACCUUGGAAAUACUUGUUUUAUGAACAGUGCUGUCCAGUGCUUGGUUCAUACACCCAAGCUAGUUGAUUAUUUUCUUGGAAACUUCAGGAAAGAUCUGAAUUAUGAAAAUCCACUGGGCAUGAAUGGCAAGCUUGCUAUAGCAUUUGGGGACCUACUUAGAAAGUUGUGGGCUCCUGAGGCAACACCAGUAGCUCCAAAAAUGUUUAAGUCGACUAUCUCCAGUUUUGCUCCCCAAUUUAGUGGAUACAAUCAACAUGAUUCCCAAGAAUUUCUUUCUUUUUUGUUGGAUGGCCUCCACGAAGAUCUCAACCGCGUAAAAAGAAAACCCUAUGUACAGGCAAAAGAAGAAGAUGGUCGUCCUGAUGAAGAAGUGGCAGAUGAAUACUGGGAGAACCAUUUAUCGCGCAAUGAUUCGGUCAUAGUAGAUUUGUGUCAAGGUCAAUAUCGAUCAUCAUUGGUUUGCCCCAUUUGCAAAAAGUUGUCUGUUACAUUUGAUCCAUUUAUGUACCUGUCACUACCACUUCCUUCUUCAACAAUGCGAAAGAUGACUUUGACAGUCUUGAGCACUGAUGGGACUAAUUUGCCUCACCCAGUUACAGUAACAGUCCCUCACAAUGGCACUCGCAAAGAUCUUGUUGACGCCCUUGGUAUAGCUUGUUCAUUAAGAGAUGAUGAAACAUUGUUUAUUGCUGAGAUAUUCAACAAUUCAAUCCUUCAGGCCUUGGAUAGUCCCAGUGGUUCUAUAGAGCUAAUCAGAGACUAUGAUCAACUUGUUGCUUAUAGAUUGCCAAAAGGCAUGGAUGGCUGUCCUUUGGUCGAGUUUAUACAUCAACAGGAGGAGAAGUCAUAUCUACAUUCUUUACCGACUUUCAAGAAGUUUGGCAUUCCUCUUGUGGCAAGAAUUUCUGAUCUUUCAAAAGGAUCUGAGAUACAUAAAGAGUUUCUUAAGCUCAUCAGUCCCUUCUUACUUCCUCGUGAAGAGUUCUUAAUUGAUUUAGCUUCAAGGGAGAAUGCUCAAGAGGAUGAAGAAAUGGAGGAUACAAUUUCAGAUGAGGCUGAAAAUUCAAAAAAUGAAACUGAAAAUGAUUUGGAUUCUCAGAGCAACUUUGAAUUCUACAUGGAAAGCGGCCAUUACUCAAGACGCUUCAAGAUACAGAUGGAUGAACCAGUGCCUACUUCAAAACACGGUCCACCCAUUAAAGUGUGGGUUUCUUGGUCUGAGAAAAUGAUUCAAGAUUAUGAUACUUCAAUUCUAAGCCAGUUGCCAGAAGUGUGUAAGACUGCAUCUGUGUCAGAGACUCAAGAUUCUAUUUCACUUUAUAAAUGCGUUGAAGCCUUCUUGAAAGAGGAGCCUCUUGGACCAGAAGACAUGUGGUACUGUCCUAACUGCAAGGAGCACAGGCAGGCUAGCAAAAAGUUGGAUCUUUGGAGAUUACCAGAGAUCCUGGUCAUUCAUUUAAAAAGAUUUUCUUACACUAGAUUUUUGAAAAACAAGCUGGAAACUUUUGUGGAUUUCCCUGUUGAUAACUUUGAUCUCUCCAAUUACAUUCUUAAGAAAAAUAACAAGGACUGCCAUCGUUAUAUGUUAUAUGGGAUUAGCAAUCAUUAUGGUGGCAUGGGCGGCGGUCAUUAUACUGCAUUUGCUAAACAUAGGCUUGAUAGUUGGUAUGAAUUUGAUGACAGCCAUGUCUACCCUGUCACUGAGGAGCAGAUAAAGACUCAAGCUGCUUACGUCCUAUUCUACAAGAGAGUAUCUUGAUACUUUAAAAGCUGCUAAGCUACUGUCCCAACUGCAAGGGAGCUUUGGGCAGGCGAUCUUUUGAGAUAACCUGAUGUGUGGAAAUCUCUCUUUCAUUUGAAAAGAUUCAUACAGUAUUUUGAUUCAAACAAGCUGGAAUUUUUCUUGGACUUCCCUGAUGGUGAUUUUGAUCUGUGUAACGACAUAAUCUGAAGAUUGGUGUAUCCUGCUGUUGUUGGAUGUGUGCUUGUAUUCGUAAACUGCAUUCAUCAAAGUAAGUAUGAUUGAGGAACCUUUGCUUUUUUGGAUUAAUUCUAUUGCACUGCUUGACUCUCCAUUUGUUCUUGCAUUGGCUCAACAGGUGCUGUGAGUUUGAAUGCCAGAAUCAGUGUUGAAAGGUAAAAUGUCAAAAUGUAAGUAUGGGCUUUGAAACCACAUAUGACUACUUUUAGGAUAUGUUUUGUGUUACAGUAACACUGUUAUCAUUUACUAGGUAAGGCAUCCAUAGUCAUUUACUGAAGGAAAAGUUCCAGAAUAUACUUGUAAAUCGUUCUUGAUGAAUGCAUGUGUACAUACCAUUGUUGCC